Molecule: messenger RNA, 4557 nt
Organism: Biomphalaria glabrata
Lineage: Eukaryota; Metazoa; Mollusca; Gastropoda; Planorbidae
Product: arrestin domain-containing protein 3-like
Exons: 9
Coding region: 234-1475 (413 amino acids)
Biological process (GO): protein transport
Cellular component (GO): cytoplasm
Source: RefSeq, a predicted model, not a curated record
GUUAGAUUCCUUUAUGGUUACAAGUAUUGCUUUACUACGUCUAUGUUCUAUAGUGGGGAUAAGUUGCUGAUUCAUUAUGCAUGAAUUUUGGAAAAUUCAAAGUGGUAACUGGUCCAAGUUUUCAAAGCACUGGAGUAAAAUGAAGCCAAAAGUGAUAGUUUUUUAACAAAAAGAGGAGGAUUAUAUUCAUCCAAAGUUGAAAUCAGGAAGCAGUGUGAUGGUUCUGGUCUAAAAUGGGAAAACUUGAGCUUUAUUCCAUUACUUUCAACAAUGGAAGUGGAGUAUACUAUGCUGGUAACUGUGUGCAAGGCUAUGUCACUUUAACCUUGAAAGAGCCUAUGAAAAUGAGAGGUAUAAGACUCAAGUUUGAAGGUAAAGCUUUUGUACAUUGGUCAGAAAGACGUUCCACUGGUACUGGUAAAAAAAGACGCACAACUACUAGACAUUAUACUGCACAGGAGAAGUAUUUUGAACAAGAAUUUCUUCUCUUUGGAAUAUGGCCCAAUCAAGGCAGUGAGACCAAAGAGCUUUCUGCUGGCACCUACACAUACCCUUUCCAGUUUCAGUUGCCGCAAGGACUCCCCUCAUCCUAUGAAGCUCGCUAUGGUCAUGUCAGAUACACAAUUAGCUCAAACAUUGAUAAACCAUGGAAGUUUGACCACAAGACCAGGCGUCCAUUCACUGUAAUCAGUGUACUGGAUCUCAAUCAGAUACCGGAUGCUUCUAAAAGCCUCCAAGACACCAAACAAAAACACUUAUGCUGCCUGUGUUGUAAGUCUGGGCCUAUUCAAGCUACUUUCCGACUAGAUAGAGCUGGCUAUGUCCCAGGCGAAGCUAUUCUAAUCAAUGCAGAAAUCAGCAAUGCUUCUAGUAGGAAAAUGGACAAGUCAUAUGUAAAUCUAAGAAUGAUAACUAUUUUUCGAGCGACAGCGAAGGCCAAAAUGAUCUAUAAAGAUGUAGCUGUGGUCACACGCCCAAGUAUAAAUCCUCAUUCUGAAGAUGUCUGGAGUGAGGAGAAGCUGAUCAUACCACCUCUGCCUCCAUCGUUUCUAAAUGGAUGUAAAAUUAUUGAAAUACAUUACUAUCUUCAGCUGAAUGUUGACCCAGCAGGACCAGCACUAGAUCUGGAGAUACCCUUUGAGGUUAUCAUUGGAACAAUACCACUGGCUUCUGUGGUUCAACAAUUCCCUCCCAUGCCACCACCCCCUAGCAUAAUGAGCCGAAUGUAUGCCUGGGAGACCGUACCCUCUGCACCACCCCAGGAAGAACUAUAUCCCCUACCACCUCCAACUGGCUUGCCAAAUCUUCCUCCACCCAGCUAUGGUGAGGCCAUUACAGGCAAGUUUGACAUUAGAGAAGAAGGGGACAAUGAGCAUGUGAAGGGAAACUUGCAGUAUGCACCUGUGUACACCUACUACAAUUGGGGAUAUACCCCAGCUGCCCUUCCUCCACAGGCCAAGGUAGAAGAAGAUUAAAAGGAUCAGAAGCUUGAACACCUUUUAUCAACUGUAGAAACAGAGGACACUAGUCUACCACUAACAAAACUUACAUUUUCUUGUCUACCACUAACAAAAUUGGUGGACUGGGACAGGGAACACUAAUGAAACUUACAUAUAUGUAGUUGAUAUCUAUUUGAAAUUCUUAGUUAAAUAAACUUCACACAUGUUAUUUGUACAUUCCUUAGAAAUCUGCAUAAUUCUUUAUCUAUGUCUCUAUCUAGUAUUUCAUGUCAUUUUAAUCUAGUGCCAUAACUAAUUAUGCAUACACUAUUGAUUAUACGCUGCAUUAUUUAUAUAAAAUGUUUUAAUAGUUUUUUAUAUUUGAUUAUUGUACCAGUAUAAGUUAUUAAAUAUAUUUUUGCCAGUCAUUCAUGUUAUUUUAAAGAAUAAAAAAUAUUUUUUGUAAAUUUUCAUAUUGACUCAUGAUUGAAUGCAAAAGCUUGAAAAAGAUGAUUUCUAUAAAAUAUAUAUAAAAAAAAAAAUUAAAUUAAAAUAAAAAUGAAGUAUAUUCAAGAACAGGGUUCCCACAGGCUCAUGAGGUUCUAGAUUUUGGACAUUCAGAAUUUUUUUUUUUGGCUUUGACAUUCAUUGAAACCAAAUAUAAAAACAUCGUUCUUGUUAAUAAUAAUUUAAGACAUAUUAGUUAAUCUAGUCAGCUCAUUAUAAUUCAUAUUACAAUAUUAAAACAAGUUAAAAAUGAAAAUCUUUCUUGUGAUCUUAAUUAAGAAUAUUAGAAAUGAAUCCUUUAAUAUAGUUUAUGUUUAAUUAUAUAUUUGUCAAACUAUUAUAUUAACAUCAAUAAUUAUUAAAUUAUUAUUUCAUCCUAUAAAUUACAGAUGUUCCUUCUUAGCAGAUUUUAUUAUUAUGUCCUAAGCAUAUUUAUGUGUCCAUCUAGUAAUGCAUUAUUGUUACGGUCGUAGCGCAGCAUGGUGUGCAUAAAUAAAGGUGCGAAUUGGUGUAAUGAAUGGAAGGAAUGUAAAAAGGAGUAAGCUGGCAGAAAGUGACAGGAAGAGAGAUGAAAUGCUGAUGUUUACAUAAAUUGUUAUAAUAUUAAAGUAUUACUAGAAUAAAACCUGAGAGUGUAUUAUUAUUUUGAAUAGUCUUGUGUUACAAUUAUUAACACUUGAUUUUUUUUUUUUUUUUUUGUUAGGUAACCUUGUAUUCUGUCAGAGUACUGAAACUGUAAAAUUUUUGUAUAAAUGCUUUGAGAAAUUCUUUUCACAUUUUUCUGACAUGAAAAUUACAUGAGGACAAAGUUAACAAGUUAUAAAUUUUUUUAAGCAACAAGUUAUAAAUUUUUUUAAGCAUAUAUGUUUUAAAUUCUGUCCAGAACAAGCAACACAUGUAUGUGUAUCUUUCUCAUUAAGAUUUUUUUUCCCCUGGGAAAUAAUGUAAGCAACUUGAUUUUUUUUAAACCAUAGAUAAUAUUUCCAAUGAUAUAUGCAUGUAUGUAUGUGUUUCAAGCUGAGAUAUGUAAAAUCUUAAUCACAUGACUACACCUCAGUUGAGGCAGGGGCGGACUGGGUGUCAAAAUUGGCCAUACAUUUCUAUAAAAUCAUAAAUUGCAUAUCAUAUCAUGGGCCUCCAAUUAUAGGCAUACCUAUCCUCAAAAUCAUUAAGCUAAAUUUUAACAUCGAUAACUGUACACAUGCAUACAGUGAACUCUAUUAUUUUAUGUUGCUUUUUAAUCACUUAGUGUGUAGCCCCUGAAAGGAUGAAGCCUACGCUACUAAUAGCACUACCUACGGAUGUAGGCUAUUACAUUAUUUCAGAAAAUUUGUUAGAAAAUUACUAUUACACUGCAGAGAGAUUGCUUUUAAACACGAUGCUUUAACAAUUUAAUAUAGUGGCAUCCAUGUGGCCCUACCUGGCCAUUUAGGUCCCAUAUAUGCCCAUAUAGCCAGUCCAGCCGUGAGUUGAGGAAAUAUUGCUUGCUUAUUGGUUACUUUAGUAUUGACAAGAGAAUAAUAUUGUUAAUAAGCUCAAUGUAUAGCUGUAUGCUUAUCUCUUUAUUCUAUUCAUGUGACUAUUGUCCUUUGUCAUUGAUAUUAUUACAACAUUUUUAAUUAAUAUUAUGUAAUUAGUCUUACCCAUAUAAAAAUUUGUUAGCUUGAUCUCUCUAUUCCAAAAAAUAUGCAAUAAACAACAUAAUAAUACUAAGGCAUUGUCUUUAAGUCCAAAGAUUAUGACAGAUGCAGAAGUUAACAUAGAAUAUGUAGCUGUGAUCUUCAUAGUAUCAGCUGAUGUUUUUUAAACUGCUCAGCACCAACUUAACCUAUGCUCACAUUCUUCAUUGUAAUGUUUCAAUGUUGAUGUCAUCUUUAAAGAAUAUCUGAUUGUUAUUUUGUGCCAUUUUAUUUGUUAUGCUUAGCUAAGUAGAUGAUAUUUGGACUGAUACAGUUUUAUAGACUAGCUCUAAAGACAUGAAUAACAUAAAGAAAUAUCAAUUGGGUCUACACAGUAAAUACCACUAGUAGUACAAUACUGAGACAAUGAUUUCAAAAGCUAACACAUCUCAUCUUACUGCUGAAAAAGCUUGUAAUUGGCAAUAAAAUUAGUAGAUACUUACACUUAUGCUAAUUGAGUUACAAAUUAUAGGCCUACUAGUGUACUAUGGAUGUGAUCUAGUUGCUGCACACCAUGACAUUUUGCAAUAUUUAUUGUUAUAUAUAAUAGUUAUAUAUAUAUAAUAUAUAUGUGUUCUGACUUAGUUGUACACUAGACCAUGCAAUAGUUGUUGUUCUAUUUUACAUCAUGUUCUAUUUUGUUUCUGUUAUACAUUGUACCAAUUCUAUUAAAACCAAUUCACAAUUGUAGACACAAUGAAAAAAAACAACAAACAACUUAUGCUUAGGUCUUAUUGUUUGAUUAAUUUUACAAAAAGUUUCAGCUAUUUAUCAAACAUUCAACACAUUACCUCAUAUAAAGUACAGGGUUCAUGAUUGUCUUUCCUAAAGAUGCUUUAUUCUUUAUACACAGACAUAUAUAUUAUGGCAAUAUAUGUUUGAUUGGUUUAUAUUUUGCUCCAUUCAUUUGUAUUUACAUUUUUUUAAAUAAG